Lithohypha guttulata is the source of this 3000-nucleotide messenger RNA. RefSeq lists its product as uncharacterized. The transcript has a single exon. Gene Ontology annotation, molecular function: hydrolase activity; glutamine synthetase activity. Lineage: Eukaryota; Fungi; Ascomycota; Eurotiomycetes; Chaetothyriales; Trichomeriaceae. Bases 1 to 3000 code for a protein of 999 amino acids. The record is from RefSeq and is a predicted model, not a curated record.
AUGCCCUUCGAGCCAGAGAUUCAACCCUACUCCGACAUUCACUACCUAUCUAAUGUUCGAGAACCCAACGACGAUGACCUACGGGCCAUUAUCAGGACAUACCCUCUAAUUGAUAAUCAUGCGCACAACUUGUUAAGAGAAGAAGAGGCAGAUGGAAAUGCAGAUCACCCUUUCGAGAGCAUUACCUCCGAAGCCCAAGGUCAUGCUCUGCAGGAACACGUUCAGUCUACUUUGGCACAUAUUCGUGGUCUCAGACAUCUGGCCGACCUUUACGAUUGUCCACCCUCCCUACAGGACAUCAAAGCUGCCCGGUACGAUUUUUGCAUUCGGGACUAUAAUGGGUUGAUCCGAAAAUGCUUAGCAGGGACACAUGCGUUGCUCUUGGAUGAUGGUCUUCCGCAGGAUCAUGUCCACCCUGUCAGGUGGCACGACAAAUAUGCUCCCACCGUCAGACGAAUAGCUAGAAUCGAAGUGGUGGCUGCUGAGCUGCUCGAGCAGCUGGCCCACGCUGCAGGCCUCUUAGUCCCGGGCGUUGACACAGCCUGGUCCAUAGAGAAGUCUGAGUGGUUCAUCCAAAGGUUCAAUAUCAUGUUCAGAAAUCAGAUCAAGCAGCUUGCUGCUGAUCCCCUCGUUGUCGGCUUCAAAUCCGUCGUCUGUUACAGGUCUGGCCUGGACGUCAAUCUCGCAAGUCGAAAUGCUUUCCGGCCUCACCAAUCACUCGCGGAAACUUCUUUGCUUACUUCUUUUCACCACUUCUUACGAGAGGCUGUCGGCAAGCAUGAUUAUCGUGUUGGUCAGAAAGACGUCAACGAUUUCCUAGUCGUUGCUACUUGCGACGUCCUGAGCAUGUUGGUAGAGACAGAGGGCGAAACAAAGCCGUUUCAGUUUCACACGGGGCUCGGUGAUACCGAUAUCGAUCUGGUAAAAGCUAAUCCAGCAUUCAUGCAACCCCUGCUUGAAGCUUUUCCCAAUGUCGAUUUUGUCAUUCUCCACUCCUCGUGGCCCUAUACUAGGGAAGCUGGAUAUCUGGCAGCAAACUAUGCUAAUGCUUGGCUUGAUAUUGGCGAAGUCUUUCCCAUGCUCUCACGACAAGGUCAGGAGGACGUUCUCAGACAAGCUCUAGAGCUAACACCCGCGUCCAAGAUCUUAUGGAGUACUGAUGGCCAUUUCUUUCCAGAAACAUUCUAUCUCGCAAACAGGCAAUUUAGAGAGGCACUUCAGACAGUUCUGGGUGAGAUGGUGUGCUCAAAGGAUGUCACAACAAUGCAAGCAAUUAACAUUGCGGUUGAUAUCUUAUUUUGGAACUCAAACGCACUGUACAAGCUGGAUGAAGAAAGAAAAUACCCACAAUUGCUCCGUUCUGUUGGAAGAAAUGAUACCGACAGUCAAAGGACGACUCUGUGGCAUCGCGGAAGCGACGUUUCGCAAAAUUCACCAUCUACUGCGGGGUUGGACUCAGCUGCAUCAACAGCAAUACCUUCUCCGGCCACCACUCAUCGUACCUCUAGAUCUCGUAGGACUUCCAAUUACUCGAUGAGACAUAGACCAACACGGCCUUUGACCGGACCGUCGGUAGAUCAAACCAUGUCUGCUAUCGCCUCAUCACAGAGUUUACAGGCAGCACUUCGUGGUGACCAGCAAAAUGAUGGCGAGGACGAUAUCGCAGCACUCAACAACUUCAUGAUUCGCAAUCCAGAGAUCAAAUUCAUCUGGCUCGAGUUCAUUUCGAAUACAGGAACUGUGCGAAACAGAAUGGUUCCAAUCAAAGGAUUCAAAAGACAGCUAAUCACAAAGAAAUAUAUCGGCAUAACGUGCGCGCUUCCACGACUCUUGCAGAACGAAUUGCCUGCCGCUGGCUGUGACACAACUGGUGAAUUCAAACUGAGGCCCGACCUGAGCUCUUUGCGUCUGAACAAAGGUGUUGAUAGCCCUUCUGCCUCUGUGCAGACGUGGUGGAUGAUGCCUUCACACAAUGAUGAGCUUAAACACUGGGACCGGUGUCCACGUUGGGCGCUACUACGACAAGUCGAAGCACUUCAAAAUGAAAGUCAACUAUCUAUGCUUCUGGGCUUUGAGAUCGAGGUAAUUUUUAUGAAGCCAAUCAUGAACAGCGCAGAGUCAGCAUUCGAAGAUUUCGAGGUUGUGAAUGAAUUACACUCCUGGUCAAACAUGACAUGUCUACAGACACGACAUUUGCCAUUCAUCGAAUCAAUAGUCGAAACUUUAGCAGAAGUGGGUAUUGAACUGGAACAAUUCCAUGCAGAAUCAGCACCAUCUCAGUGGGAGUUUCCUUUGCCGCCUCUUCCGCCCGUACAAGCUGUUGAUCAGCUUUACAAGGCGCGUCAGAUCAUCAGUAACAUAGCUCAGCAGAAUGGAUUGCGAGCUACCGUUUAUCCACGGCCGUACAGUGCAGCAGCUGGCAGUGCGAGUCAUGCGCAUUUCAGUUUGAAUGGACCACUGCAUAUCGUGCAAGAACACGAGAACGCAUUCCUGGCAGGUGUUCUGAAGCAUCUAUCGUCAAUAGUCGCUUUGUCUCUACCUCUAGAGGAAUCGUAUGCACGCGUCGCAUCCGGCGUCUGGUCGGGAGGUGAAUGGAUAGCGUGGGGUACUCAAAACAGAGAAGCGCCAAUACGUAAAUGUGGACAUGCACACUGGGAGAUGAAGACCGUAGAUGGAACGGGCAAUAUGUACUUGGCCAUGGCAGCUGCUGUCGCUGCUGGCCGAGAUGGCUUGAACAACAAAGUGAAACUCAAGCAAAAAGAUACACUCGUCGACGUCUGCAAAUUGAGCGCCGAAGAGAGGCAGCAACAAGGUAUUACUGAGCGCAUACCUAAGUCUCUCAAUCAAAGUCUGCAAUGCCUGGGUCAAAACCAAGUGCUAAUCGACCUUCUUGGUAAGAAUAUAGUUAACGAUUACAUUGCAGUCAAGGAGGCUGAACGCGCCAUGCUCGAGGAGAUGACCGAGCACGAUCGCAAGGUCUGGCUUAUAUCGAGGUAUUGA